AUGUUACGUGAAACAGAAGAUUUAUGUGUCAACGUGCUGAGCUGAGCUAAAGCAGAGCUGUCAGAGGCAGUAAAGACUGAUCCAGCUGCGGCAUACAGGCGCAGUGGAUGGCUCAGAUGCCCGGUCUUCGUCGGAACUUGACUUCAGCAGGACAGUGGUUGUUUCCUAUUAGUAUUUCGCCGUUUUUUUAUUCGUUAAGUUCGCAUUGAGAAAAUCAUAAGGGAUUGUAACAUCAUCAUAACGUUUGUUCACGGGUUUUCGCCAUGAUUUAAAUGAGGCGACACACCUUUUUAAAGAGGGUGGUGUGAAAUAUCUGCGUUCUGAAUCUGUGCAUCUGUUUACUUUUAUUACAUUUUACGUUUAGCCUCAUAAUGGACACGGAAGUCAUUCAUUUGAGCUUCUGGGAUGCUUCACCGGGCGAGGUUACGAUUUAGUUUGCAAAGCUGUGUGUGUGAAUGAGCUGGUAGCGGCAUACAUCCUGCCAACUGUAACCUUCAAGCUAACGUCAAUGACAGCUAGCAUUUAGCUGGUGGGAGUUGGUGAUAGCGGGAUUUCUGAGAGUUUCCAUCGUUCCGUCAGCUGCGCGUUUACAGAGGGAUGCAUGAACGCGAUGCAUUAAAUAACGAAAGGGACAAAUUGCAUGUCGAGAUCCGGUGGGGCGCUGCUGAUUCUGAACAGCUUGUGUCAAGACAUCGCCAUAGUGCCACGCACAGAGAGGGAUUUCAUUCAUCCGAGCCUACUCGCUAAACAUGGCCUCUGCAGCCAGCAACCUUGCUGCAUCCAUCGCCAGCAAAACGAAAACCAAGAAGAAACAUUUCGUGUCUCAGAAGGUGAAGCUGUUUCGGGCCAGCGACCCGCUGCUCAGCGUCUUGAUGUGGGGAGUGAACCACUCGAUAAAUGAACUCAGUCACAUCCAAAUUCCUGUUAUGCUGAUGCCUGAUGACUUCAAAGCCAACUCGAAGAUCAAGGUGGACAACCACCUCUUCAACAAAGAGAACAUGCCAAGCCAUUUCAAGUUUAAGGAGUACUGUCCCCUAGUCUUCCGCAAUCUGAGGGAGCGGUUCUCCAUUGAUGAUCAGGAAUAUCAGAACUCCCUGACACGCAGGGCCCCAAUUCCCAGUGAUGCUCAGGGCCGCAGUGGAGCUCGUUUCCACACUUCAUACAACAAGAGGUACGUCAUCAAGAUCAUCACCAGCGAGGACGUGGCCGAGAUGCACAAUAUUCUGAAGAAGUACCACCAGUAUAUAGUCGAGUGCCAUGGAAACACGCUGCUCCCUCAGUUUCUGGGCAUGUAUCGCCUCACAGUGGAUGGAGAUGAGACCUACAUGAUCGUCACUCGCAAUGUUUUCAGCCACCGGCUGCCUGUUUACAAAAAAUAUGACCUGAAGGGAUCCACAGUGGCAAGAGAGGCUAGCGACAAAGAAAAGCCUCGCCCACCUGAGGAUGCUCCAUCCAAAUCACGCAUGAGCCAAAAGCUACAAACCAUCCGGAUUGCCACACGCUUUUACUGCGCCAUAAGACACACCAAGGAGCUUCCAACUUACAAAGACAAUGACUUCAUCAAUGAUGGCCAGAAAAUCUACAUAGAUGGGGAAAACAAGAAAAUGUUCCUGGAGAAACUGAAGAAUGACGUAGAGUUCCUGGCCCAGCUGAAGCUGAUGGACUACAGUCUGCUGGUGGGGAUCCAUGAUGUGGAGAGAGGGGAGCAGGAACAGCCCGAAGAGGAGAGUGAAGACAAUGACGCUGGCGAGGAGGAGGGGACAGAGAGCGACGGAGGGGCCACUGGCUCCCCACCAGACAGCCCAAGUAACACACUAGACAGCAAUAGACCUCUGGGCCCGGGAGAGUUUGACCCCGUCAUUGACGUAUAUGCCAUCAAGAGCCAUGAAAAUGCUCCUAAAAAAGAAGUCUACUUCAUGGCGGUGAUUGACAUUCUCACUCCAUAUGAUGCCAAGAAGAAAGCAGCCCAUGCAGCUAAGACAGUCAAACAUGGGGCAGGGGCAGAGAUCUCAACGGUCAACCCCGAGCAAUAUUCAAAGCGCUUUUAUGAUUUCAUCACCACCAUUCUGUCCUAACCAGUACCUGAGGAUGGAAUGAGGCGGAAUCACAGGCGGUCACAUAUGAGCUCAUAUCCUAAGAGAGGUUCCGCCGUGGUAACGGAUCCAUCGUCUCUCUAUACCACUUGUCAAAGGAUCACUUCUGAGAUCUAUCAAGAUCUUUUUUUUUUGUUUACAGUUUCUUUUUCUUCUCCGUUUGAUUUCUUGGUAGGUUUAUGGCUCCAUGUGGUUGAUAAGGCAUACAUGUGAUAUAGUCAUGCAUAUAUAGCGUUCUGUAUCUUUGUGUUAGAUAUUGUUGAUUGAGAAACCGAGUGAUGUUGUUUGUGCCCAGCUACGUGGUAUGAUUAUCAUACUGGAAUUCUCAAAGCUGCUUAUAUAUUUAUUGUCCAUAUGUUUUCUGUAGAGAAAAUUCAUUGUUCUUAACAAAAAAAAAGUCCAGUUUUUAAUAAUAUAUUUUAAUUCAUAAAUUAAAUUUAGCCCUGAACAAAUAUGACCAGAGUCAGAAUGAAAAUAAAUUAGAGCAUAAUUGUUUGAAAGUGUUUAUUGCACUAUUAACUGCAGGCAGUACCUUUAAAUCAAAUCAGUUUUUUCUGUCUGUUCACAAAGCAUACGUAACAGUAAAAAAAUGAUGCAACUUCAGGUUCAACUGCUAAAUUCAUAGUUAAUCUCCAAUCUGCGAAUUGGAUUUAGAUGAUCUGCCUGUUGUGCAUUGUAAAGUCUUGCACAGGAGCUCAAUAUUUGCAGUUGACUCCGAUAGUAAUGUUUAGAAUAAAUUAUAAAGCAACAGUUUUUGCACAUGAUCUAAUGCACCAAAAUGUUUAUGCAAACGAUUCCAGUUUUACCACUGACUCGCGGAGGGUCAUGCAAUAGUAGUGAUUCGUAGAAUGUGUUAAGCACCUAAUGGGUUACAUGUGCGUCGCCACUUUUGUAUCCCUAGUGAAAGAACAAGGCAUUGCCUGUUUUUUGUUGAUUAGAGAACAUGUUAUGAAAAUGAAGCAUAUUUUGUACCUCCUUUUUUUUUUUUUUUUUACAGUAACAAUUAGCAAGUUUACAGUGGGCCGUUCUCUUGAGAAUGCAGUUGUGCUGGCGCUAUAUUGAUCCUCGAAUCUGCGUAUAGUGUUUCAGCUGCACUGUAAAGAGGAGAGAAUGCUGCCUGACUCUAGGUCUUACUGUUGAUAUCUCUCUCUCUCUCUCUGUCAUCAUCGUCUGAAAUUUGUGUGAACCCAGAGACCUUUAGUAUUAUAAAAUAUAUAGAUAUUGUGAUAUGUCUUCUUCUGGAAUAUUGUUUGCAAAGUAAUCCUAAAUAUUCUACUUUAUGUGUUGACAUAUAUACACUGUGCGAGGGUGUGCCUUUUUUACUCUGAAUUAUUUAAUUUUGUAUUUGAAUCAUUUUUUAAAAAGAGAUGUUUGAAAAAUGUUAUUUUCUAAAAAGGGAAAGGUGAAUAGGACGAAUCCUAAGGUGGUUUUGCUGUUCAUGUGUAGAUGUGUAAAUAUGCAAGUGUAUUACGUGUUUGCAAUAUUAUGACUGAAUGUUGCAGUCCUAAUGGUACAAAAACUUUAAGAUUUCACUGAAAUGAUUAAACUGGUCAUUUAGCUUAUUUUACCAAUACAUUGUUGAUAUAACUGAAGUUAUUUUUUUUUUUUGUUAAAACACUUUUGAGGCUUGAUGUGUUGCUGUAUUUUCAUUUCUCUGUUUUUUCAGUUACUAGUUAGAUAAGCAAUGUCAGUUCUUGUUUUAGGACAGUUUUCAGUGGAAGUCUGUUUGGGUAAUUCAGCACAAGAUUGGGCUUUAUGAACACACUCCUGAUUUAUUCUCUGAGUCCUUGAUGAAUUUGAUGUCUGUACAACACAUUUGAAUCUCAAAGAAGCCACUUUGGAGCCACUUCUAUGAGCUUUUGUGGGGAAAAGACUUCACUUUGUCUCAAAUUGUAUAGAGUUUUGAUCUCAUGUGUUGUAAUUUGUAAAGACAUGCUUCCAUGUUAAUGGUACAGUGUGAGUUUGAUACUUUAACGUUUGAGGAAGAGAAAAAAGAGAAGGAAAUGUGAGCCCUUUUAAAUACGCUGUCGAAGGAAGAUAUUAUCAGUUGUCAGUCUACUUGUCAUAACUGUUGUUAUCUACGUCAUGAAAGUGUGCAGCUCUUGUGUGUAUGUGUUGUAGGCCUAAAAUAUUUAAAAGCAUCCUGUCCCAUAAGCAUUGCUCAAUAAAACAAUGCAUUGCUCAGCUUGA
This is a messenger RNA of Ctenopharyngodon idella (grass carp), 4283 nucleotides long. RefSeq names its product phosphatidylinositol-5-phosphate 4-kinase, type II, alpha b (gene pip4k2ab). Gene Ontology annotation, molecular function: phosphatidylinositol kinase activity. The transcript is spliced from 11 exons. The record is from RefSeq and is a predicted model, not a curated record. Gene Ontology annotation, biological process: phosphatidylinositol metabolic process. NCBI's taxonomy places the organism in Eukaryota, Metazoa, Chordata, Actinopteri, Cypriniformes, Xenocyprididae. Bases 750 to 2075 code for a protein of 441 amino acids.